AUGAUUGUGAACAAGUUCAAUCGCUAUAAUCAACUUAAAAACCUGAACCAACAGCUGAGAGGUUCCAUAAAUCAAUCACAACCACUUCGUAAGGUCGUGUUCAAUGUUUCUGAAAGUUUAAAAGUUGUAAAAAUCCUAGGAGAAGGCGCGUAUGGGAUAGUAGCCCUUGCUAUUCACACUCCCACAGGGACGAAAGUGGCUAUAAAACGUAUUGAACCUUUUGAAAGACCAUUAUUUUGUCUUCGAACUUUACGAGAAAUCAAGCUUUUAUCUAAGUUCGAUAAUCAUGAAAAUAUUAUCAAAUUAUAUGACGUUCAAAAACCUUACAAUUACCAAAUGUUUCAUGAAGUAUACUUAAUCCAGGAGUACAUGCCAAGCGACCUCCAUAAUAUCAUUCGCACCCAUACAUUAACUGAUCAACAUGUACAGUACUUUGUAUAUCAGAUAUUAAAAGGAUUGAAAUUAAUCCACAGCGCCAAGGUGAUUCAUCGUGACUUGAAGCCAAGUAACCUUUUGGUCAACGAGGAAUGUGAUUUGAAAAUUUGUGAUUUUGGUUUAGCCAGAUUAGAUAACCAAUUAUACCCCAAUCAAGAAUUGCCUAAUAACAUUUCCAGUUUGACAGAAUAUGUGGCUACUCGAUGGUACCGGGCUCCUGAGAUUAUGUUGAAUGCAGCUAAUUACUCAAGAGCAAUUGAUAUUUGGUCAGUCGGUUGCAUACUUGCUGAGAUGUUCACUUAUAAGCCAUUAUUCCCCGGAAGCGAUUAUGUUCACCAAUUACGGUUAAUAUUUGAGAUUAUAGGCUCUCCAUCUGAAGAGGAUAUGCAUAUUGUGAAGUCACACAGAGCAAAGAACUUUCUCAAGUCUUUACCUCAUAGAGAAAAGUUAGACUUUACCGAGUAUAUAAACACCCACCCUUAUAGGAUUGCAAAACAUGGAAUCAAUAAUGUAAAUCCAUUAGGUGUCGACUUGUUGGAGAAAAUGUUGGUGUUUGAUCCAAAUAAGAGAAUAACUGUUGAUGAAGCACUAGCACAUCCGUACCUUGCUUCCUACCAUGAUCCAUUGGAUGAACCAAUUACUCUGCCAAUCCCAUUGGAAGAGUUUGCUUUUGAUAUAAAUAAAGAUGAUUUGGACAAAGAGAAUUUGAAACGACAAAUCUAUAAUCAGAUUAUAACAGCUAAACGUGAUUAAAAGUACAUAGUUGUUCUAUAGAAACAUUUUAUUUUUUUUUACCACAUCUUCUAUUAUCUUCUCUCAAUGGCGAAUUUAUGCAAGAAAACAUAACCAAACACAAGGAAUAAUAAUGAUAAUCCUGCCAAGUACAAGACAUCUUUCCAGAAUGCCCCAACAUCAAAUCCAAAGGUGCUUAAAAUAACAGCACCAGGUACCUCGAUCGACAAACCAUACUUCUUUUCUCUCAAAAUCAAGUCCUUGACUUCAUUAAUAGACAAGGCUUCAUAUGCAUAAUGGAAUACAGAAACCCAUUCGAGCCAUUUGAUCAGGAUAGUCAAGUCUUCGCUAUUGAUAAACAAUCCAGCAAACAACAAUGACAACAAUAAAAGUAAAACACCAAUCAUGGUUGAAGUUCCCGGUUCCUUGAUUAAUAUACCAACAAUAAGCAUUUCGGUAGAUACAGCAAUAUUGAAUACAACAAGGACACAGAUUGCCUUCAAGAAUGCAUUAUGUUCCAUAGUUAAACCAACCAAUGGAUAAGCAACACUAAUUAAAAUCACUGGUGGCAAAACUCGAAGUGGAACCAAAUCACAAAAUAUCUUACUCAAGUAGUAACUUAAGGGAUGAUAAUAAUUAUUUGCCCGUUCUCUAAUGAAUAUAAUUCUUUCAGUUGCAAAUGAAUGCAAACCAGUAAGGGACGAAAAUCCAAAGAAUGCAAGAAGGAAAAAAAAUAAACCCAAUCUAUUCUGAAAUCCACUGAUAUCAUAGGAUAAAUCAUAGUACAAAUAUCCACAGAAUAAACCAACCAAUAAUGACAAGACAUAAUGAGCCAAUAAUAAUCUAGGAUUUCUGUAUAAAUUCUUAAAUGUUCUCAGAGACAAAAUGGCAGCUUGAUUAAAAAAAGUCGCCUUCUUGAUAUCAUGCUUAGUCAAAUCAAGUGAUGUAUGAUGUUGCUUACCUUCUUCAAUUUCCUGUUUCAAUUCCAAUGCUAAUGAAGAUUCAACAAAUAAAGUUGGCAAUUUGUUACGCAAACGAAUAUACGUCUCUUCUUCCCCAGUCUUUGAAGUACGUCGACCAAUAAUUUCGUUAUUGUACUCAUCACGAUGAGUAGCAAAGUGCUCCCAUUCUAAAGUGGUAUCCUCUUGAGUAGAGGCUCUAUUUUUAAGGAAAGCAUCAUGAAUAUCAACAUCUUGUAUAUCUGUAGAGGUUGAUGUGGCAGCUACAAUGUCAGAAUCAGCAUUUGUAACCUUGACAAUCUUUUUAUGAUCAACCGUGAUAUCAAUCAAAUAAUCAGCAAGAUUAUAUCCUAAUGGACAAUUAUAUCCAUUCCUAGUAAAAAAGUCAUUAGCCUUGAUCAUAUCACCAGAAUAAAUCAAAUCACCUUCACUAAGUAACAACAAUUUAUCAAACAAGGAAACAAUAUUACUUCUGGGUUGAUGGAUAGUAAACACAAUGGUUCUAUCAUAAUCUCUCGAUAAUUUAACUAAACAAUCAACAACAUUUCUAGCAUUAUAGGAAUCUAAACCUGAAGUGGGCUCAUCCAAAAACAAGAUUGAAGGAGAGGUAACCAAUUCACAUGCAAUAGAAACUCUUCUUUUUUCACCCCCAGAAAUACCUCUCUUAAAAUCAGAUCCAAUAACUCGAUCCUUGAUAUUCAAGAUUCUCAACUCAUUCAAAACUUCAAUAACACGAGCUUGCUUUUGAGUAAAACUCAUAUCUCUUGGAAGACGAAGUAAUGCACUAUUCAAAACAGUUUCGUAAACAGUUAAAGUUGGGAUCAAAUGAUCUUCUUGAUCAACAAAUCC
Molecule: messenger RNA, 2975 nt
Organism: Spathaspora passalidarum NRRL Y-27907
Lineage: Eukaryota; Fungi; Ascomycota; Pichiomycetes; Serinales; Debaryomycetaceae
Gene: CEK2
Product: Cek2p
Exons: 1
Coding region: 1-1188 (395 amino acids)
Biological process (GO): intracellular signal transduction; protein phosphorylation
Cellular component (GO): cytoplasm; nucleus
Molecular function (GO): MAP kinase activity; ATP binding
Source: RefSeq, a predicted model, not a curated record